GCUUUUAGCAGAUCAAGUCGUCUCGAAUAGAAAAAGUUUAGCUGUCAAGCGGCGCGCCAAACGUUCGGGAAUAAACAAAUGGUUCUUUGACUUCGACAUAAUGUUGUUAGAAAAAAGAAAGAGAAAAAAGUUUUUAUAUCAUACUUUUUUUAGUUUAGAAGUUUGACAAAAAUGUUAAUAAGUGAUCGCUAGUUUACGAACAUCAAAUGUAAAGUGGCUUCGUCAAUUUUUAUGUAUGAUUUAUUUAAAUCCUCGGAUAAAUUUAAUUUUGCUCGUCGCGAUUAUUAUGGUGCUGUGCGGGGCGGUGGCGGGCACAGGCGACGCGAGCCGCGUGCGUCGCGCCCAACCGCAUCACCACCGUGUGCUUACGGACGACGAAUUGGACGCGACGGCGGCGUGGAAGCGGUCGCACUGGCGAGAGAUGCAAUCGAUACUGAGGAAGGAGGGGUCGCAGAAGGACGUGGUGGAGUGCUGUCCCUCCGUGCUGGAGAUGGUCGCCAAGAAGGGAGGCAGGACACCCACGGGGCUGUACGUGGAACUCUACGAGGACGGGGAAAACAAGCAACGCCUGUACGAGCUCUCCUGCGCGCCGGACGUGGCCGACAAGCCGUGCCGGUUCGUGGACGCCCGCCUCUACAACCAGUCGCGAUGUGUUCAGAAAUACUCGUAUUCGUACGCGCUGGUGCGCUACUCGUCCCCCACCGAGGUCCCUCAACACAGACCCGAAGGACACUUCUCCGUGCCGGGGUCGGGCGGGUGGUCCAUGGACUAUGUGAUCGUGCGAGCUGGCUGCGAGUGUCAGCUGGCCCCGAAACGAAGGACGCAUCGCAGGCGACUGGAGCGGCACAGGCAGAGGAAGAGGGCACGACACGACCGAGACGACGACGACUGACGACACGGGAACGACACGAUCACACAGACAGACUGCUGAAGUGGCGUGAAGUGUAACGAAGUGUCGUGACGUGUCGUGUAUUAUUGUGUCGUUAUUGUGUACUAUAGAAGCGGCUGGACCUGUGACUCUGUGCCUCAUCUCCUCGCGUGUGAGACGAUCUGGUUUAGAGAGAUUGUCUCUCAACACGCCGACACUGUUUACUCGUCUAAUACAAUCUAUUUGCGAAUUAUUUACAAAAUAUUAUUCAUACAAAAGUUAACGAACGAAUAUUUUAUAACGUAUUUUUAGGGUACAUUUUGACAAUAAUUUUAUAGAAACAAUACUGUUGACAAUAAAUUUAAAUUACAAAGGGCCCAAAACUAAGUGUGAAUACUAACAACGCGGCCUGAAGCUUCUGCACUGCGCAGUGACGUGUCAAUUAUUUAGUUGUAUUCUCUAUGAUACCUUUAUAUAAACAAACAGUUCAUCAAAACAGUCCUCAAGUUGAAAAGUCUUAAGAGAACAAUGCUGAGACAAAGUUUCCUUUACCAACGCUCUCUUACUUAAACAUUAAGAAUAUUUAUUCUAAAAUAACAAUUUGCUAUUUUUUGUUAUUGUAUGUACUUGUAGGUACUUCUCGGUAGAUGUAAGCGUCGAGUCAAAGAUCUGUAUUAUUUUCUAUUUUGUAAUACUUUUAUUGUAUUUAUAAUUAGCUCUUAAGGAUUUAUCCAUUUAUUUAUACUGUGUAAUACGAGGUAUUCCGAUAUUUGUAUGGAUAUUAGUGUAUGAAGAGAAUCGCCUCCAUACAUACAUGUAUAUAAUAUAACAAUAGUAUUACGGACUGAGAUUAUUUUGUGCAUUUAUGUGGAAAUGAAAUUUAAUCACAGAGAACUCUAUGUUCAGCGUAGAAAAUAAAAUUACUCAGCGCCAUCUAUCGCGGAGUAGCCAAGUGUUGUAUGGUAAGCCUAGAUGCGCUCAUAGAUGGUGCUGGCGGCAAUUUUAAUAAUGCUAGCAACUCACGUAACAGUGCCAUGUCUAUUUUUAUUUGUAAAAUAAUCAAAAUACCAGAUUUUAGAUUGUUAAAGUAUAAAAUAGCCUUAACACCGUUGUUUUAGUAGUACUUAUUGUAUUUAUUCUCUAAUUUUACUCAUACCAAAUUUAGUUCGAAAUUAAUUGUAACACUACUUAAAAUUAUCGCAUUACGUGUAAAAAUGUGAGUAAAAUAAAAUAUUGGUUAACAGUGACAGAAACAUCAGCGUCGAUGUAUAAAUAUUUGUUGACAUCAAAAAUAUAAUUUAAAUAAAAUAAAAAUAUUAAAACCA
This is a messenger RNA of Danaus plexippus (monarch butterfly), 2193 nucleotides long. RefSeq lists its product as uncharacterized. The transcript is spliced from 3 exons. The record is from RefSeq and is a predicted model, not a curated record. The coding region runs from base 236 to 892 and encodes 218 amino acids. NCBI's taxonomy places the organism in Eukaryota, Metazoa, Arthropoda, Insecta, Lepidoptera, Nymphalidae.